Paramormyrops kingsleyae is the source of this 1095-nucleotide messenger RNA. RefSeq names its product photoreceptor outer segment membrane glycoprotein 2-like. The record is from RefSeq and is a predicted model, not a curated record. Gene Ontology annotation, biological process: visual perception. Gene Ontology annotation, cellular component: plasma membrane. Lineage: Eukaryota; Metazoa; Chordata; Actinopteri; Osteoglossiformes; Mormyridae.
AUGGCAGUGCUGAAGGUGAAGUUCACCAAAUCUAAGCGAGACAAGCUGGCCCAAGUGCUCUGGAUCUUGAACUGGGUCUCUGUGGUGACAGGCAUCAUCCUCUUGAGUCUAGGCCUCUUCCUGAAAGUGGAGAUUGCCAAGCGUCAGGAGUUGCUGUCCGAUCGGCAGCUCCAGGUCGUGCCGGACAUGCUGAUCGCCGUGGGGCUCAUAGCCUGCAUCAUCAACUUGCUGGGAGGCAAGAUCUGUCACGACUGCGUGGACACAGCCAAGUACCUGCGCUGGAAGCUACUGAUGUUACCAUACACCAUAUGCACCUUCUUUUUCACCUUCUGCAUCCUGGUGGGGGCACUCAUGUGCUACAACAUGCGUGGCCAGCUGGAGUCGUCGUUGCUGGCCGGGUUGAAUGACGCCAUACGCUACUACAAGGACACGGACACGCCGGGACGCUGCUUUCUCAAGCGCACUGUAGAUGUGCUGCAGAUGCAGUUUCAGUGCUGCGGUAGCGUCGACUUCCGAGACUGGUUCCAAAUUCAAUGGAUCAGUAACCGAUACCUGGAUAUGUCCCACAAGGAAGUUGUGCAACGCCUGAGGAGCAACGUCGAAGGCAAGUACCUGGUAGACGCUGUGCCGUUCAGCUGCUGCAACCCCAGCUCCCCUCGGCCCUGCAUCCAGCAACAGGUGACCAACAGCUCAGCCCACUUCAAUUAUGACUACCAGAGGGAGGAGCUGAACGUGUGGAGGCGGGGCUGCUGCCAGGCCCUGAUGGAGUACUACAGCCAGAUCCUGCAGUCUGUGGGGCUCACAGUGCUUCUCAUCUGGCUCUUUGAGCUCUCAGUACUGACUGGCGUACGGUACCUGCAGACAGCCAUGGAUAACGUGCUGCGCAACGGGGACCUUGACUCGGAGUCUGAUGGCUGGCUCCUGGAGAACAGCUUAGCUGAGACGGCCCGUUCCAACUUCAACAUCAUCAAGAACUUGGGCAAGUGCAAUCGGGUCGAUGCCACGGAUGAUGACGAUCCCAACAUCGACGUUCCCAGAACCUCGCAAGGAGACGCCGGAAACUUGCCGGCAAAACUGAUUCCUGCAACCAGCUAA